Molecule: messenger RNA, 1947 nt
Organism: Maudiozyma saulgeensis
Lineage: Eukaryota; Fungi; Ascomycota; Saccharomycetes; Saccharomycetales; Saccharomycetaceae
Source: the annotation of a GenBank genome assembly
AUGUCUAAAGCUGUUGGUAUUGAUUUAGGUACGACUUAUUCAUGUGUUGCUCAUUUUACGAAUGAUCGCGUUGAGAUUAUUGCUAAUGAUCAAGGUAACAGAACUACGCCAUCUUAUGUGGCUUUUACUGAUACUGAAAGAUUAAUUGGUGAUGCUGCAAAGAAUCAAGCUGCUAUUAAUCCAAUUAAUACUGUAUUUGAUGCUAAACGUUUAAUUGGUCGUAAAUUUAAUGAUCCAGAAGUUAUUGCUGAUGCAAAACAUUAUCCGUUUAAAGUUGUUGAUAAAGAAAGUAAGCCCGCAGUUCAAGUUGAAUUUAAAGGUGAAACUAAAAUUUUUACACCUGAAGAAAUAUCAGGUAUGAUUUUAACUAAAAUGAAAGAAACUGCUGAAAAUUAUUUAGGUACUGAUGUUAAUGAUGCAGUUGUUACAGUUCCUGCUUAUUUUAAUGAUUCACAAAGACAAGCAACAAAAGAUGCAGGUACAAUUGCAGGGUUAAAUGUUUUAAGAAUUAUUAAUGAACCAACUGCCGCUGCUAUUGCUUAUGGUUUGGAUAAAAAAGGUACCGCUGAACAUAAUGUUUUAAUCUUUGAUCUGGGUGGUGGUACUUUCGAUGUUUCUUUAUUAUCAAUUGAUGAAGGUAUCUUCGAAGUUAAAGCUACCGCUGGUGAUACUCAUUUAGGUGGUGAAGAUUUUGAUAACAGAUUAGUUAAUCAUUUUGUUGAAGAAUUUAAGAGAAAGAACAAAAAAGAUAUAACAUCUAAUCAGAGAGCUUUAAGAAGAUUAAGAACAGCUUGUGAAAGAGCUAAAAGAGCAUUAUCAUCUUCUGCUCAAACUUCUGUGGAAAUUGAUUCCUUAUAUGAAGGUAUUGAUUUUUAUACUUCAAUCACAAGAGCAAGAUUUGAAGAACUUUGUGCAGAUCAAUUUAGAUCAACUUUAGAACCAGUUGAAAAAGUUUUAAGAGAUUCAAAAUUAGAUAAAUCUCAAGUAGAUGAAAUUGUUUUGGUUGGUGGUUCAACAAGAAUUCCAAAGGUUCAAAAAUUAGUUUCAGAUUUUUUUAAUGGUAAAGAACCAAAUAGAUCAAUUAAUCCAGAUGAAGCUGUUGCUUAUGGUGCAGCUGUUCAAGCUGCCAUCUUAACUGGUGAUACUUCAACAAAGACACAAGAUUUAUUAUUAUUAGAUGUUGCUCCAUUAUCUUUAGGUAUUGAAACUGCAGGUGGUAUUAUGACUAAAUUAAUUCCAAGAAAUUCAACAAUUCCAACUAAAAAAUCUGAAACUUUCUCAACUUACGCUGAUAAUCAACCUGGUGUCUUAAUUCAAGUAUUUGAAGGUGAAAGAACAAGAACUAAAGAUAAUAAUAUUUUAGGUAAAUUCGAACUAGCUGGUAUUCCACCUGCUCCAAGAGGUGUUCCACAAAUUGAAGUUACAUUUGAUAUUGAUGCUAAUGGUAUCUUAAACGUUUCUGCUGUAGAAAAAGGUACUGGUAAAUCUAAUAAGAUUACUAUUACGAAUGACAAAGGUAGAUUAUCAAAGGAAGAUAUUGAAAGAAUGGUCUCUGAAGCUGAAAAGUUUAAAGCUGAAGAUGAAAAGGAAGCUGAUCGUGUUCAAGCUAAGAAUGGAUUAGAAUCUUAUGCAUUCUCUUUAAAGAAUACAGUUGGUGAAGCUGCUUUCAAAGAAAAAGUUGGUGCUGAAGAUGUCGAAAAGAUUGAAAAAGCUGCUCAAGAAACUAUCGAUUGGUUAGAUGCAUCUCAAGCUGCUUCUACUGAAGAGUAUAAGGACAGACAAAAAGAAUUGGAGGCUGUUGCUAAUCCAAUUAUGAGUCAAUUCUAUGGCGCUGGUGGUGCUCCAGGUGCUGGUGGUAUGCCAGGUGCUGCCCCAGGUGCUGCCCCAGGUACCGGUGGUGCUUCAGGUGGUUCUGCUGAAGGUCCAACUGUUGAAGAGGUUGAUUAG